GGAGUUGGACUAUUUGACCUACAAGGUCCUUUCCAAUUCUGUUAUUCUGUUACUGUACAUUUAUGUGUAACUAAAACCGUACUGCUGCGCGUUGCGUGAUUUAUUUCUUUAAAAGUCCGGAGAAAUAAAGGAUAAUAGCAUUACAUAACAAUCCACCGAAACCGAACUUCUUUACUGUAAAACUUUUUUUCCCCUCCCGGAUAGACGUGUCCAAAUUGAGAUCCCAUCUAGGAUUUCCAGGGUAAUGGACCUGGGAAAAAGGUUCCCUGUGCUCUGUUUUCUGGAUAGGAACUUAAAGCACGGAACUUUGUUUCCUUUGUUUGGGGGAUGGCUUAAGUUCCUGCACAAAACGGAAGUACGUGAUCGCUGAGAAAAGGACAGAGAGUAUGAAAAAGUUAAAACUUAAAGAACUUGAGAGUUCUUUGCAACAAGUUGAUGUCUUUGAGAAUCCAAAACUCCUGCUUGAACAAUAUCCGACUCAGCCACAUAUUGCAGCAUGUAUGCUUUAUACAAUUCAUAAUACAUUUGAUGAUAUUGAAAACAAGAUUGUGGCAGAUCUUGGAUGUGGUUGUGGCAUACUGAGCAUUGGAAGUGCCAUGUUGGGAGCAGGGUUAUGUAUAGGAUUUGAUAUAGAUGCCAAUGCACUGGAAGUCUUUAACAGGAAUGCUGAAGAAUUUGACCUUACAAAUGUUGACAUGGUUCAGUGCAAUGUAUGUUCUUUGCCUGACAAAAUGUCUAAAACAUUUGAUACAGUUAUUAUGAAUCCUCCUUUUGGAACUAAGCACAAUAAAGGUAUGGAUAUGGCUUUUCUCAAGACAGCUGCGCAAAUGGCAAGAAUAGCUGUGUAUUCCUUACACAAAACAUCAACUCGACAACAUAUUCAGAAAAAAGCAGAUGAAUGGAAUAUAGGAAUGGAAGUUGUAGCAGAACUGAGAUAUGACCUACCAGCAUCAUAUAAAUUCCACAAGAAAAAAUCAGUAGACAUCAAAGUCGAUUUUAUCAGAUUCUCUUGUGGGGGGAAAAAGAUGGAUGGAGGAAUGACUUAAAACUGUAUUAAAAUAAUAAAAAUUGCAUUAAAUGGUUUUUGAAGUAUUACAA
Molecule: messenger RNA, 1098 nt
Organism: Ahaetulla prasina
Lineage: Eukaryota; Metazoa; Chordata; Lepidosauria; Squamata; Colubridae
Gene: METTL5
Product: methyltransferase 5, N6-adenosine
Exons: 8
Coding region: 387-1046 (219 amino acids)
Biological process (GO): rRNA methylation
Molecular function (GO): nucleic acid binding; rRNA (adenine-N6-)-methyltransferase activity
Source: RefSeq, a predicted model, not a curated record